This is a messenger RNA of Arctia plantaginis, 1920 nucleotides long. NCBI's taxonomy places the organism in Eukaryota, Metazoa, Arthropoda, Insecta, Lepidoptera, Erebidae. The record is from the annotation of a GenBank genome assembly.
AUGAAUAGUUCAUACGAUAUUAGUUUUGAGAGUUAUGAAGAUACAUCUAAACAUAAUUUUAGACACAAAGGUGGUAUUAACAUCAGCAACGAACUUGCCGAUUUAUGUGAGAGGUUACGCGUUUCAGCUUUAACAAACGCCGCUGAAAUUAGUCCUCUAGUAAAAGAAGUGACCAUAGGACCAAAUAGUCCUAGAAAAAAGGAUGACUACAAGGAUACCACGCCGAUCAUUAAUAAGGAACAGCCUAUCGAAAACUUACUUGAAGAUAAACUUCAGGAGGAUCUCCGAUAUUUACUCAUUGCAAAGAAAUGUGAAAACAAAAUGCAGAAAACAUCUAAUGAACUGUUUAAGGAUAUACUUGGAAAUAUGUUAUGCAAACACGCCGAGGCUACAACGCAAUUCUGGCAGAUUCAAGCUCAGGAAUGCCAAAAAAGAACUUUACUUGACAAGGAACGAAAAAUGAAAAUGUAUAAAAGUAUACAAGAGAACGACAAUACGUCACUUCUUGAAAAGGCUCGCACUAAUGAACUAAACUGUCCAAUCAAUAACACAGAUACGAUAGACAACAUGAACAAGAUUUUAGAAGAACAGAAUAAAGCUACUGCUCGGUUUGCUUCCAUUACAGAUAUAUCAAACCAGUUAACUGCUGAACCACAUGCUAAAACUGUCAUAAACACAUAUACGGGAGGCAUAGGGGCAGUAAAAGAAAACAAUAAUGUUGUAAUGGAGUAUUGCAAAACUGGAAAUGUGCCAGACAAGGAUGCAAAACAGGCCAAACUUUUGGCAUUAAAUAUUGAGAAUAUUAAAAAAAAUAUUGCACAAGAUUUAGAUGUAAUAAAGAAAGAAGAAAUUCUGAUGAAACAAAAACAAGAGGAGCUAAAGAAAAAACAAAUAGAAGAAGAGAAAGCUCAACAGAUAAAAUUAGCACAAGCUGCAGCAGCAGAGAAAGAGAAGACUGAACGUAUGAAGAAGACAAAACCAGUAUUUUUUUCAAAAAACAAUUACAAAUAUUAUGAAGAUCUUAAGAACUACCUUGAUCAAUACGAGAUGCAGUAUAAAGAUUUGUUAGAAGAUACCAGUUUAAAAAAGUUUAGAUUUGACUGUCAGAAAGCUGUUAAUACCCCUGUAAAUGCAUUGUCUUCUGUCAGUGUACUGCACAUGAAGGACAAGUAUGAUAAACUGUCUAAAUUACUAAAAGGUGAAAUAGUACAAGUGUUAGAUAUUAGUGUAAGAGCAACACGACAUCCACAAGGCUUAGCAUACUGCACAGCUUUACUAGCAAAGAAGAUAGUUAGGCAAGGAGAUCUGUUAGUUUCUAGCAACACAGAAGCGGCAUACCCUCUCGCAGCUGUCACUGUGGCUUUAUGGGCUCAGUUCCCCCAUUUUGGCAAGUUAGUUGAAGCUUACUUUCACAGGCUAUGCCCCUAUCUUGUGCCAAUGUUUCUACCACAAAAAGAAGGUCAGACUGAUAAAGAAUUUUACUUAUCAAGAGGCUACACAUAUAAUGAUGAAGGUGUUGUGGAGAAACAAGACAAGUUCCUGAAGAGGAUGUCUGGUAUUUUUAGAUUGCGCUGUGCAAUAUGGACAGCUAAAAUGCCCAAAUUUUUAAAUUCACCUCAUCCUAAUGGUAUGCGUCAUGCUUGGCAUUGGCUUGCAUCGUUUAUAAAUCUGAAACCUGAACCAGACAUAUCUGCUACCUUACUUCAUGAUUUUUAUAUUAUGUGUGGAUCUAGAUGUAAUGAGUGCUACGACAAACAAUUUAGAAAAAUUCUAGUACUAGCAAAUUCUGAUUAUCUUAAAAUACUAGAAAAUAUUGAUGAGGGUGGACCUAAAACUAGAUUGGAGGUUUAUCUUCAGGCAGCAUUAAAAUCAAAUAAUAUUCCACCUCCACCAGUACCAGCUCAACAAAUCAAUUGGUAA